UCCUGGUUAGCUGUAGAUAACAGUCAUGGAUGCAAUGAGAGUGUCAUUCUGUCUCACAGUUGGUUUUCUAAUUUACUUUGUACAGUCAUCGCGAUCUGAAGAAAAUGUUUCGUUUGGAAAGGCUGCAACACAAAGUAGUGAUCAUGGAAUCCGUUUGAACGCAAGCAGGGCUGUUGAUGGUUGUUUAAAUCGGGAGUUGAGAAAUUCUGGUUGCUGUUCCCAUACAGAUCCGCGUGACUUGAAAGAAGCCUGGUGGCAGGUGGAUCUAGGAAGUCUCAGCACCAUCAGUUACAUCACAAUAUACCACAGGAGUGAUUUCGAUUCCCGAAGCCGAUUUGCAGGUUACCAACUCUACAUGUCGAAUACCACUGACUGGUCGCUAGGUGUUCUCUGUUAUGAAGACAGGAGUAAUACUAAAGCCCAAGUACAGAUGGUGGUGACCCAUCAGUGCCCGUAUGUAGCUCAGUAUGUGACCAUCUACAUCUACAGAGGCAAUCCAAAGCGAUAUGUCUGGUAUGAAAGUAGGGCGAUUUUGGAGCUUUGUGAAGUACAAGUGUUUGGCUGUCCAAUAGACAAACACGGGAACGGCACUUGUGACCAAACAUGUUCGGAUAACUGCUAUGGGGGCAACUGCGACGCUUCAACUGGUCAAUGUUUUUAUUGCCCCUCUGAAAUGCGAGGCAGUAUGUGUGACCUGGACUGUUCUUCGAAUUGUAAAGAUCGCGUUUGUGACAAGGACUCUGGUUACUGUGAAGAAUGUAUCCCAGGAAAGUAUGGCAAUUCGUGUGAACAGGAUUGCACCUCAAAUUGUAAAGAUGGUGUGUGUGCUAAGGACACCAGCCACUGUUACAAAUGUAUCCCGGGAAAGUAUGGCAACUCGUGUGGGCAGGAUUGUUCUUCAAAUUGUAAAGAUGGAGUGUGUGUUAAGGACACCGGCCACUGUGACGGAUGCAUUCUGGGAAAACGAGGCGACAUAUGUGAACUCGACUGCCCUGUUAACUGUCAAGACAGCAAAUGUGCUCAGCACACGGGAUACUGUUCAGCUUGUAUAACAGGGAGGCAUGGUGAUUUCUGUUUAAACACUUGUCCCAACAACUGCCUAGAUAACACUUGUGAGAAAAACAACGGACAAUGUUUAGGUUGUACUUCAGGAAAAUACGGUGCGAACUGUGACCUCGACUGCUCUGAACAUUGCAAUAAUAGUGUUUGCAUGCAAAUCAGCGGUCAAUGCAAAGAAUGUGUUGCUGCUAAGUAUGGAUCAACAUGUGAACAAAACUGUCCACCUGAUUGUAAGGACAACGUAUGCUCGAUAAACGAAGGCAAAUGUUUACACUGCACUACUGGGAGGUAUGGUGAGACAUGUACGUUUACGUGUCCUGUGACUUGUAAAGAGUUCAUGUGUGAUCAACAAACCGGACAAUGUUUAGAUUGUUAUCCUGGGAAGUAUGGCGUUGUGUGUGGGGCCGAUUGUCCGGUCACGUGUCAAGACAACAUCUGUAACAAGGAUAACGGAGAGUGUCUGACAAUUGGUACAGAUAACAGAUUGAUUGUGAUAGCUGUUUUGGCUGUCAUUUGUGGGCUAAUGCUGGUUGUGUUCAUCACGUUGGAAAUAUGUCUGUUUCGCAAAAUCAGAAACAAAAAGGGCUCUUCACACAAGAACGUAGAACCAUGCGAUCCAGAUCGUACUUACACAACUCUGUCGGGUUCCCAGGAGGUACAUCCAAACGUUUAUGAAAUGAUCGACACUAAAUAGGCAAGCCAGAUUCAUCCAAUCGUUGGUCCUACAGCAUCGAGCUCAUACACACAAUUGUCAAAGGAUUGUUACAUGGUGUACUAAACGAAGCUUUCGUGUAUGAAUUUCAUCAAGAGGUUUUCUUUUCGCUAAUUUCUUAUAUGAUAUAGUAUAUUACUUCAUAUAUUAAUAAAGUAUGUAUUUGUUGAACUGCAGCAUAACCUUAAAAAUGUAUUUUCUUUAUGUGUAAAUAACGUGGUUUGUUCACUGUUAAUGUAGUUUCGUAGAACAGUUUGGUGAACUAUAAUAUGUCGAUACUGGUAGGUAUGCUUUAACCUUGUCAUCAACCCGUCUGAUUAUCAUAUAAUUUAAAUGUGAAUUAUGUCAUUGGUAAAUUAAUAUUUUUGCUUAUUGAACAACUUGUUUGUACUGUUGCAACAUGCCAUGCCAACUGCAAGAAAAUAAAACACACGUCAUACAUUUUAAAAAAACAAAUCAAUACCAGGUCUUAGCAAAUCGUUCAUGUACUUCAGAGAAAGAAUGCUGGACCUCUUCAUAUUCACCCUUCAUAAGCAAACAAAUAGACCAAAACUGAUAUAAUUGAAAACCCUGCCACACGUAGGAAGGGGUAUUAAGUGAUUUAAUUUUCCAUCGGUCCAGCCGUACGACAUCUUUUUAGACUUGAGUUUUGCUAUAUCAUCAAUAUUGUGGCUACAUUUAAAGGGGUACUACACCAAUGCAUCAAAUGUAGGUCACUGUGUUCUAUAUUUGCCGCUUCACUGACUUUGUUAUGAAUAUGCAAUUAGCUCAAUUUAUUUUUUCAAUUGUAUCAUCUUCUAAUCUGUCGAAAUCCUUUGACAGCACCUCAUUGAAAUUAGUUUCAUAAACGAAAUGUUUAUAUGGAUAAAUCAACAAAACUAAUGAUAAUUUGUAAUGUAUUAUCUCAAAUCAGACCAAUCCAGUUUAACCCAUUACCUCAACUAAUUUCUCCUCAACUGUUACUUUCAUUGAUGAGAGCCUGCCCCUAGGUCAAUACGAGCUUUUUAAUGUGUUUAAAUAUUCAUCAUCAGAUCAAAGUGUUUUUGUUAUGUUUACAUUUUAACGAUAUAAUUCUGUUUCAGAGAUGUCUUAUUUUAUAAUUAUUGUAUUAGCGCAUAUGAUGAGCUUUAACCAAAUAUUAUAACUAUAUAGCUAGAUGCAUUGUAGACUGUCCAUAAUGCAAAUGUUUCUGUCGCCUUAAGGAACUGGAUUAAUUUAAUUUUUUUGAAACGCAAUUCUUGAUCCUUUUCCAUUUGAGCAUUUCAUUAUGCGUACAAGGAGAGAAAUAAAGUUUAUAUUAAAGUUUAUA
Mizuhopecten yessoensis (Yesso scallop) is the source of this 3080-nucleotide messenger RNA. Its product is annotated as cell death abnormality protein 1-like. NCBI's taxonomy places the organism in Eukaryota, Metazoa, Mollusca, Bivalvia, Pectinida, Pectinidae. The transcript has 16 exons. Gene Ontology annotation, molecular function: scavenger receptor activity. The record is from RefSeq and is a predicted model, not a curated record. The coding region runs from base 26 to 1753 and encodes 575 amino acids.